CCUGUGUCUCGGCCAAUGAGAGGCCGCGGCGCAUGUUGCAGUUUCAGGCGGCGGCCAAUCAGGAGGCGCCGGAGCGGCCAGCCUCCACUAGAGGGGCGGAGCGGCCGCGGGCAGCAGCGGACAUGGAAGGGGAUUAGCAGCGGCCGGGAGCGGGGACAGGCAGGGACAGGCACUGGGACAGGGACUGGGAGCGGCAGCGAGACUAGGAACAGCCGGAGCAGCAGCAUGGGCGAGAGGGAGCGAGGGGACGCGUGGUCCUCGCUGGCCCACCUUCUGUCCUACGACAGCCUGGUGCACGCCGUGGCCGGGUCUGCGGGCGGUAUGAUGGCCAUGUCCAUCUUCUACCCACUGGACACGGCCCGCUUGAGGCUCCAAGUGGAUGAGAAGAUGAAGGCAAAGUCCACACCGGCAGUGAGUCUGGCCGAUAUCAUCAAGGAGGAGGGGCUGUCUGCCGUCUACCGCAGCUGGUUCCCCGUCAUCUCCAGCCUCUGCUGCUCCAACUUUGUCUACUUCUACACCUUCAACGCCCUGAAGGAGGUGUGGGCGAGGGGCCAGCCUGCCUCCAACAGCAAGGACCUUGUGAUGGGCUUCCUCUCUGGGGUGGUGAAUGUACUGGUCACCACUCCACUGUGGGUGGUCAACACCAGGCUCAAGCUGCAGGGCGCCGUGUUCAAGAACGAAGACAUCCAGCAGACCAACUACAAGGGCAUAGUUGACGCGGUGGGCCGGAUUGUGCGUGAGGAGGGGGUGGCGGCCCUGUGGAGCAGCACCCUGCCCUCCCUGCUGCUCGUCUUCAACCCCGCCAUCCAGUUCAUGAUCUACGAGGGCCUCAAACGCCACCUGAUGAAGGGGCGCGCACAGCUGUUCUCACUUGAGGUUUUUGCCAUUGGAGCCGUUGCCAAGGCCGUUGCCACCACCGUAACGUACCCCCUGCAGACGGCGCAGUCCCUGCUGCGGUUCGGCCAGCGCAGGAAGGAUGCAGGGAGAGGCAUCUGGGGGAGUCUGCAGAGUCUCAUCUACCUCCUGAGGCAGCGGAUGAAGUGCCAGGGGUUCAUGGGUCUGUACAAGGGGCUUGAGGCCAAGCUGCUACAAACCGUCCUCACCUCCGCCCUCAUGUUCCUCAUCUACGAGAAGAUCGCCACCAUCAUCUUCCGCAUCAUGGGAGCCACCCCUCACGCCAGCAAGUGAGGGAGCUACCACGGAUGAUCAGAGAUGCUCAAUGCUGAAUUACUCCAGCAUUUAGCAUCAGGCUUCAGAGUCAACUAGCAUCUGCGGUUGUCGCCCAAGAUCCAGGGAAGGGGGCGAUCCGGAGAAGAGGCAGUGGGAAGUGAAGGUGGGUGGCGGGAGGAGAGAGAGAGAGAGAGAUAGAGAGAGAGAGAGAGAAAGAGAGAAAGACGGGAGAACUAAUAUCACUGUGAUACUAGGCGGUAACGAGAGGCUACUUUUGGAUAUACCGGCUGUUAUUAAAACUUAACUCCACCAUAGUCUCCUGCCCCCUUUUUUUGCUUUACAAAAUUAAAUGUAUUUAAUUAUUGACCGUAAUAUUCACAACAAACAAUAACAAAAUAUCUGUCAUCAUAACACUCAAAAUGCAGAGUAUUCUAACAAAUGGGCGGCAUGGUGGCGCAGCAGUAGAGUCACUGCCUUAGAGCGCCAGAGAGCCGGGUAUUCUCCGGGUGCUCCGAUUUCCUCCCACAUUCCAAAGACGUACAGGUUUGUAGGUUAAUUGGCUUCGGUAAAGAUUGUAAAUUGUCCUUGGUGUGUGUAGGGUUAGUGUUAGUGUGCGGGGAUCGCUGGUCGGCACAGACUCGGUGGGCCAAAGGGGCCUGUUUCUGCUCUGUACCUCGUGAGUCACGAGCGUUUUAUUGUUAUGUCCCAGAUAGAACAAUGACAUUGUUACUUGCAGCAGCACAACAGAAGAUGUAAACAUAGUACUCUGUGAACAAUAUGAUUAACAAGAGGAACAAAUUCAGUUAUAGUCGGGUGCACGCAUACUCACAAAUACACAUAUACAUGUACAUAUGUGUAUGUGUGUAUAUAUAUAGACACUGAACUUUUUAUCUCUAUAUAUGCACACAAAAAACAAGCAAUAAUAGUGCAAUAAUAAUAAUAAUAGUCUAUUGUAGUUCAGAGCUUAUUUGAGGUUGCUGUGUUUAAUAGCCUGAUGGCUGUAGGGAAGUAGCUGUCCCUGAACCUGGACGUUACAGUUUUCAGGGGGAGAGAGAGAGAAGGCUAAGAGAGGGGGAAGAGAGAGAGAGAGAGAGGGCAGAGACAGAGAGAGGGCAGAGACAGGAAGAAAGCAGAGACAGGGACAGAGCGAGUGCAGGCCACUGCCAGCACAUUACUGAUCGAGAUGUUUAAACCCCACUGUUUUUUUGUUUUUUUAAAUAUUUUAUUUUAUUAGAAGUAAGUACAGUCAUAUGGCACCAAAGUGCCUAAUAUAUAUUUUCAUAAUACAUUUUAUGUACAACUUAUUUUUUUAUUUUUUUUUGUUACAUUGAAAAAAGAAUAGAAUAAGAAAAAUAAGUUAGAUAGUAAAGGAUAGAAAGAUGUGAAAUAUAUAGUGUGUGAAGAAAGAAAACGAGGAAAUGAAGAAAGUUGAGAGAGAAAAUAGAGAAAAGAAAAUAAAAUAAAAAAGAAAAGGAGUUCAUUAUUUAUAAUCUUGACCAACCCUCGUCCAGUCCUGAAACAGUUAUUUUUUACAAUUGUGUUGCACCAUAUGAUUCCAAAAAAACGACGAAUGGAGACCAACUCGUUAUGAAUUGGUCUGAUUUAUCCAUUAGGAGGAAUCGCAUUUCCUCAAGAUGAGCGGUGUCCAACAUACUUGCAAUCCACAUUUUAAGCGUUGGUAUUGAUGUACCCUUCCAAAAUUUAAGUAUUAAUUUUUUUGCUAUUAUUAAACCAUAGUUAA
Leucoraja erinaceus (little skate) is the source of this 2911-nucleotide messenger RNA. Its product is annotated as peroxisomal membrane protein PMP34-like. The coding region runs from base 16 to 1188 and encodes 390 amino acids. Lineage: Eukaryota; Metazoa; Chordata; Chondrichthyes; Rajiformes; Rajidae. Gene Ontology annotation, molecular function: NAD transmembrane transporter activity; FMN transmembrane transporter activity; ADP transmembrane transporter activity. Gene Ontology annotation, cellular component: peroxisomal membrane. The transcript is spliced from 10 exons. The record is from RefSeq and is a predicted model, not a curated record.